Messenger RNA from Cercocebus atys (sooty mangabey), 7965 nucleotides. Its product is annotated as semaphorin-4D. NCBI's taxonomy places the organism in Eukaryota, Metazoa, Chordata, Mammalia, Primates, Cercopithecidae. Gene Ontology annotation, biological process: negative chemotaxis; negative regulation of transcription by RNA polymerase II; positive regulation of GTPase activity. The transcript is spliced from 15 exons. Bases 3912 to 6500 code for a protein of 862 amino acids. The record is from RefSeq and is a predicted model, not a curated record. Gene Ontology annotation, molecular function: semaphorin receptor binding; chemorepellent activity.
ACGUUCUGUAGGCUUGGACAAAUGCAUACUGACAUGUGUCCACUGUGGUAAUAUCCCUGCCAGUGUAGCUUCCCUGCCCUAAAAACUCUGUCUCCCCCCAACCCCUGGGAACCACUGAUCUUUUUACUGUCUUCAUGGUUUUGCCUUUCCCAGAAUGUCCUAUAGUUGGGAUCAGGAUCAUGCAGUAUGUACUUUUCCAGAUUGGCUUUAAUGAUAAGCUUUUAAAGUUCCUCUGUGUCUUUUCAUGGCCUAAUGGCUCAUUUAUUUUUAAUGCUGAGUAACAUUCCCCUGUGUGGAUGUAGCGGUUUGUAUACCCACUCGCCUGCCCCUGGGCUGUCCCCGCUGCUGCCUUCCUGUGUGGUUGGCACGCCUUAUCUCUGCAGCCGCUGCAUCCGUCUUCGGAGCGCCUUCUCCCAUCCCCUGGCAGCUCAUUGCUGUUUCUUUUGUGUGUAUGGAGCUUUGCCCAGCUGGGGGACAUGCCACCAGGGCGGGUGCUUCCGCUUUAUCCUUGCUGUGCACAGCUUGGCAUUGGCUGGGACCUGGGGCUGGGUGUGACUUGGAGGAGCCAGUGUCAGUUCAUUGGGUUUCACUGGGCUGGGACUGCAGCACAUGGACCAGGCCACUGGUGUCCUUGCUGCAUGUAUGACUAGAGCCCUCUCUGAGGCCCUGCCUGCCGCAGGCCUGCCUCCUCCUCCUCCUCCUCCUCCUUCGGUGGCGCGGGAGCCAGCGUGAAGUCUCUCACGGUGCGAGUGUGCCAUCCUCUUCUGCUUUAAGGGAUGGGGCAGCCUGGCCACGUUGUCACUUCUGGCUCUCACUGGCUGUGUGACGUUUGUCACACGGAACGGGAGAAAGAAAGCAUCCUGAAAAUGCCAGGGGAUCAUUGCUCCAGAAGGAGGGGUGGAUGGUUUUUAAUGGGAGCUUUUCUCUUGAGGGACUGUGGACAGCUUGUCACCACUGUUACCAUCCUUUCCCAUGUCGUUGCAUGCAAUGAGGACUGAGAAGAGCAAGGGCAGCAGGACCCUGGAGGGGCAUAGGAUGUUUCUGUGUGCCAGGCCCUGGGCUGGUUGCUUUCACGCAGUGCCACUCUAGGACGUGGGUUCCAUGGGGCCAGGACUGAUUUGUUCUAGACGUAGCGUGAGCUCCAUUCGUAUUUGUCAGAGCAAUGACAUUAUUACUAUAAUAAACAUUAUUAUCGGAUGCUAAUUGAUUAAUUAUACAUUAAUAUGAUUAUCUGCUAAAUAACUAUUUAGCAGAUAUUUCUCACAACAACUUUGUAGGCCAAGUAGGUCUACUUCUGGUUUGCAAACAAAAAGUGACACCAUUAUGGCAAGGAACUGCAAAUGUGCCUGGAAUUCAGAAGAGCUGAGCCUAUAAUUUAUUGAGUCUUCUUCAUUGGGAGCCUAUGUAGAAGCUGGUUUGGGAGCUCAAAGUGGAGCAGCUUUUGGGAGCCACUGCUAAUUACCGAUCAGUUAUACAGAGGAAAAGCCUCUUAGAUGAAUGAGACUGUGCAGUGGGAUUUAGACCGGCGACUUCAGAACAGACACAUCUGGAAAUGUUCUAAGUGGUGUUGACAGGCAGGAGAGACAGCUGUUGCACAGCCUUGCAGACGGGCCGAGCUCUGUGUGUUCACGUGUAGCCAGGACAGUGCAGUGGAGGGAAUAUGGAUGAGGAGCAGUUGGAUGGAGGUGGAACAGGGUUGUCCGUGGCCUUGCUGGCUAUGAUGAAAAAUGUGGGCCUUGUUCUGAGUGAUGAGAAGCUGUUGAAACAUUUCACAUGGGGAAAGGAUAUGAUCUGAUUUAUGAUAAGAGCAUGACUCUGGCCACUGCUACUUUGUGGCAGUGGAUUGGAGGGAGGUUGUGUCAGUUUGGAAUGGUAUUUGUUGGUAACAAAAAUCUACAAGCAAGUAAUUUAAAGAGAUUAACAAUUUUAUUAGCAAGUCUGCACAGACUUGCUAAUAAAUGGACAGCAGAAAGCAAGUGCAAAGUCUCCAUUAUGUUAUCAGGGUCACACAGGCUCUUGUGGGUUUCACUUGGCCGUUCUUAGAAUGAGACUUUUAUCUUCAUGUUCAUAGCAUGGCUGCCAGAGCUCCAGCCAUCACAUUCUAGUUCCAGGCAGCAGCAGGAAGGACUGAGGGAAUUGCUAGCUGAAUCAGCCUGCUUCCUGGAAUUGCCAUCUAAUAAAUUCACGUACAGUUCUUUGGCCAGAACUAUCACCAGAGAAGCUGGGAGAUGUAGUGAGCUGGGCACACUGCCAACCCAACUAACCUCAGGAUUCUGUUAGUGAGAGUGUAGGAACGUGGAUGCUGGGACAGGAAGCCAGUGAUCUCUACCACGGAAGCAAGAACAAAAGUGAGGUAAGGGAGUAGGAGGCUGCUGAAGAUGCCAGGAUGAGAGGUGAGCAUUGCUCAGAUGAGUGAUGGUGGUGGAGAUGGACAGGAGGAGACAAGCCCCAGAUGCCUUUGAGGCUGAGCAGCAGCACCAUCUAUGGAUUGGGGGUGGGGAUGGGGUUAGAGGUAGAUGCGGUUGGCCCCUGACUGCUGGUGCUUUUUUUAGGUGAGGACACGGACUGCAGGAAUUGGCUGGAAGCAGAGUGAGGUUCCGUUUCGGCUGUGUCUGGCUGGGUGUGGAAGGUGGCAUGUAGAGGUGGUAGGGAGGAGUGGGGUUCUGGAGUCUGGAACUCAGGGGUGUGGUUGUUCCAUGACCCUCACAGGACUCCUGGAUAGAAGGGGGAGCAAGGGACUCAGGGGUCCCAGGGUGUUGUUGUGAGUGAACUUUUUACAGAAGUGUAAUGUGAAAGUGCCCAGUCACUGGGCCCAGCUCAGGACUUUCUCAUAGAGUGAACCCAGGGGUGCAGAUGGCCCCAGAUCAAGGUGCUAGACCCCCUUGGGCCAGUCCUGUGGCGGGUUAGGCUGUGGGGACCAGCAAAGGUAUACCAGAACAGGAGCCAUGCAGUCCUCAGAGAAAGUUGGGGACAUGAAAGAUGGGGCCAGGAGGCCUGUGCACACCUCCUCCACCACCAGCUCCACGGUUCCACUAAGCAGCGUUAAGCCUGUUCUUUUACUAAGGGCUACUUCUUCCUGGGCAAAUCCGAGUGCGUCACCACCGUUUCUGUGGUGCACAGACUUCUUUAAGUGAGACUGGAAGAGCCAGCAGGGCCCCAUUUGGGGCAGGAGGUCAGACACUCCUGCAUGGUGAGGCCUCACGUGCAUGUGUUUGUACAGGUGUACAUCCAUGCAUGUGUGUGUGCAUAUGUUGUGUGUGUGCAUAUGUUGUGUGCGUGCAUGCAUGUGCACUCACGUGUACAUCUUAACUCUCUCUGCAGCCUCUGGUUUUUCUGGCCGUUUCCUCACUGAGCGUUACAAAGGCAGAGUCUCUAAGGGAAACUGAAACCUGAGUUCUCUUCCUUCAUUUUCAUCUCAUUACCAGCUGGACACAGCAGCCACACAGGAAGGAAGCUGGGCAGCCAGCCGGCCAUGUGUGUCUGCCGGGUGCCCCACACCAGGUCCCCUCCGUGUGUCUCUCCUGCGUUCUGGGCUGGGAGCUGGAGGAGCGGGAAGCACUGACUCCUGAAGACCCCGGCUUCACUUUCCUGUGUCCAUGUGGGCUAUCCACUUCUAAGACCCUCUUUGUCCCCCGCCGCCUUCCAUGUUCCUCAGCAGAUGUACCCGGCAUUUCUUUUGAGGCCCUGAAGAAGUAUCCAGUGGACUUUGGCACUGCAGUGGUGAGAGCGACCCCUCCUCUCCUGGAGAACUGGGAAAUGUGGAUUCUCAGGGACCGCGCUGUUCACCAGCUCCAGGCUGUGCUGCUGGCCCUGGUCCUGGGGCGCUGAGCCACAUCUGCAAUAGCACACUUUCCCGGCCACCUGCUGCCGUGAGCCUUUGCUGCUGAACCCCCUGGGGUCGCCCCUACCUGAUGAGGAUGUGCAUCCCUAUUAGGGGGCUGCUCAUGGCCCUUGCAGUGAUGUUUGGGACAGCGAUGGCUUUUGCACCCAUACCCCGGAUCACCUGGGAGCACAGAGAGGUGCGCCUGGUGCAGUUUCACGAGCCGGACAUCUACAACUACUCAGCCUUGCUGCUGAGCGAGGACAAGGACACCUUGUACAUAGGCGCCCGGGAGGCGGUCUUCGCUGUGAACGCACUCAACAUCUCCGAGAAGCAGCAUGAGGUGUAUUGGAAGGUCUCAGAAGACAAAAAAGCAAAAUGUGCAGAAAAGGGGAAAUCAAAACAGACAGAGUGCCUCAACUACAUCCGGGUGCUGCAGCCGCUCAGCGCCACUUCCCUUUACGUGUGUGGGACCAACGCAUUCCAGCCGGCCUGUGACCACCUGAACUUAACAUCCUUUAAGUUUCUGGGGAAAAACGAAGAUGGCAAAGGAAGAUGUCCCUUUGACCCAGCGCACAGCUACACAUCCGUCAUGGUUGAUGGAGAACUUUAUUCAGGGACGUCGUAUAAUUUUUUGGGAAGUGAACCCAUCAUCUCCCGAAAUUCUUCCCACAGUCCUCUGAGGACGGAAUACGCAAUCCCUUGGCUGAACGAGCCUAGUUUUGUGUUUGCCGACGUGAUUCGAAAAAGCCCAGACAGCCCCGACGGCGAGGAUGACAGGGUCUACUUCUUCUUCACAGAGGUGUCUGUGGAGUACGAGUUUGUGUUCAGGGUGCUGAUCCCACGGAUAGCAAGAGUGUGCAAGGGGGACCAGGGCGGCCUGAGGACCUUGCAGAAGAAAUGGACCUCCUUCCUGAAAGCCCGACUCAUCUGCUCCCGGCCAGACAGCAGCUUGGUCUUCAAUGUGCUCCGGGACGUCUUCGUGCUCAGGUCCCCGGGCCUGAAGGUGCCUGUGUUCUACGCACUCUUCACCCCACAGCUGAACAACGUGGGGCUGUCGGCAGUGUGCGCCUACAACCUGUCCACAGCCGAGGAGGUCUUCUCCCACGGGAAAUACAUGCAGAGCGCCACGGUGGAGCAGUCCCACACCAAGUGGGUGCGCUACAACGGCCCGGUCCCCAAGCCGCGGCCUGGAGCGUGCAUCGACAGUGAGGCACGGGCCGCCAACUACACCAGCUCCUUGAAUUUGCCAGACAAGACGCUGCAGUUCGUCAAAGACCACCCUUUGAUGGAUGACUCGGUAACCCCAAUAGACAACAGGCCCAGGUUAAUCAAGAAAGAUGUGAACUACACCCAGAUCGUGGUGGACCGGACCCAGGCCCUGGAUGGGACUGUCUAUGAUGUCAUGUUUGUCAGCACAGACCGGGGAGCUCUGCACAAAGCCAUCAGCCUCGAGCAUGCUGUUCACAUCAUCGAGGAGACCCAGCUCUUCCAGGACUUUGAGCCAGUCCAGACCCUGCUGCUGUCUUCAAAGAAGGGCAGGAGGUUCGUCUAUGCUGGCUCUAACUCGGGCGUGGUCCAGGCCCCUCUGGCCUUCUGUGGGAAGCACGGCACCUGCGAGGACUGUGUGCUGGCUCGGGACCCCUACUGCGCCUGGAGCCCACCCACAGCGACGUGUGUGGCUCUGCACCAGACUGAGAGCCCCAGCAGGGGUUUGAUUCAGGAGAUGAGCGGCGAUGCUUCUGUGUGCCCGGAUAAAAGUAAAGGAAGUUACCGGCAGCAUUUUUUCAAGCACGGUGGCACAGCGGAACUGAAAUGCUCCCAAAAGUCCAACCUGGCCCGGGUGUUUUGGAAGUUCCAGAAUGGCGUGUUGAAGGCCGAGAGCCCCAAGUACGGUCUUAUGGGCAGAAAAAACUUGCUCAUCUUCAACUUAUCAGAAGGAGACAGUGGGGUGUACCAGUGCCUAUCAGAGGAGAGGGUUAAGAACAAGACGGUCUUCCAAGUAGUCGCCAAGCACGUCCUGGAAGUGAAGGUGGUUCCAAAGCCCGUGGUGGCCCCCACCUUGUCAGUUGUUCAGACAGAAGGUAGUAGGAUUGCCACCAAAGUGUUGGUGGCAUCCACCCAAGGGUCUUCUCCCCCGACCCCAGCCGUGCAGGCCACCUCCUCCGGGGCCAUCACCCUUCCUCCCAAGCCUGUGCCCACCAGCACAUCCUGUGAACCAAAGAUUGUCAUCAACACGGUCCCCCAGCUCCACUCGGAGAAAACCAUGUAUCUUAAGUCCAGCGAUAACCGCCUCCUCAUGUCCCUCUUCCUCUUCUUCUUUGUUCUCUUCCUCUGCCUCUUUUUCUACAACUGCUAUAAGGGAUACCUGCCCAGACAGUGCUUGAAAUUCCGCUCGGCCCUGCUGAUCGGGAAGAAGAAGCCCAAGUCAGAUUUUUGUGACCGUGAGCAGAGCCUGAAGGAGACGUUAGUGGAGCCAGGAAGCUUCUCCCAGCAGAAUGGGGAGCACCCCAAGCCAGCCCUGGACACUGGCUAUGAGACCGAGCAAGACACCAUCACCAGCAAAGUCCCCACGGACAGGGAGGACUCACAGAGGAUCGACGACCUUUCCGCCAGGGACAAGCCCUUCGACGUCAAGUGUGAGCUGAAGUUCGCGGACUCAGAUGCAGACGGAGACUGAGGCCGGCUGUGCGUCCCCGCCGGCGCCUCAGCUGCGACGUGUCCAGGCCUGGAGUGUUUUGUGUUUCUCCUGUUCAGUAUCCGAGUCUCGUGCAGUGCUGCGUAGGUUAGCCCGCAUCGUGCAGACAACCUCAGUCCUCUUGUCUAUUUUCUCUUGGGUUGAGCCUGUGACUUGGUUUCUCUUUGUCCUUUUGGAAAAAUGACAAGCAUUGCAUCCCGGUCUCGUGUUCUGCAGUCAGUCGGAGUACUUGAAGAAGGCCCGCGGGCGGCACAGAGUUCCUGAGCCCUUUCUGUAGUGGGGGAAACAUGGCUGGACCUCUGUUGGCUGAGAAGAGCAUCCCUUCAGCUUCCCCUCCCUGUAGCAGCCACUAAAAGAUAAUUUAAUUCCAGAUUGGAAAUGACGUUUUAGUUUAUCAGAUUGGUAACUUAUCGCCUGUUGUCCAGAUUGGCACGAACCUUUUCUUCCACUUAAUUAUUUUUUUAGGAUUUUGCUUUGAUUGUGUUGAUGUCUUGGGUCAUUUUUUUUUUUUUAAUUACAGAAGCAGAUGUUUUAAUAUUUAGAAGAAGAUGUAUAUCUUCCAGAUUUUGUUAUAUAUUUGGCAUAAAAUAUGGCUUACGUUGCUUAAGAUUCUCAGGGAUAAACUUCCUUUUGCUAAAUGGAUUCUUUCUGCUUUUAGAAAUGUAGACAUGAACACUGCCCGGAACCCACUCACCUUUUUCUUUUUUCUUUUUUUAACUUUAUUCCUUGAGGGAAGCAUCGUUUUUGGAGAGAUUUUCUUUCUGUACUUUGUUUUACUUUUUCUUUUUUUUAACUUUUACUCUCUUGAAGAGGAGGACCUUCCCACGUCCGCGAGGUGGGUUUUGAGCAAGGGAAGGUGGCUGGGUGAGCUGAGUGGAGCCAGGCUGGCCCCGAGCUGAGAUGGGAGCGCGGUACGAUCUGGAGCCCACAGCUGUCGGUCAGAACCUCCUGUGAGACAGAUGGAACCUUCACAAGGGCGCCUUUGGUUCUCUGAACAUCUCCUUUCUCUUCUUGCUUCAAUUUCAUACUUCUGCCUGCCCGGACUUUCCAUCCAGCCUCACUGAGCUGCCCGCCACCGGAACAGAACUGGGCCUCCGUGGCCGGGGCCGCGAGCUGCCACCACAGCACCCUCAAGCGCACAGCGCUGUUCUGCCACUGUCCUGAAGAUGUCAAUGGGUGGUACGACUUCAACACUGGUGAAUUUCACACUCCAUCUCCCCGCUUUGUAAAUACCCAUCGGGAAGAGACUUCUUUUUCCAUGGCGAAGAGCAAUAAACUCUGGAUGUUUGUGUGCGUGUGUGGACAGUCUCGUCUUCCAGCAUGAUAGGAUUUGACCAUUUUGGUGUAAACAUUUGUGUUUUAUAAGAUUUACCUUGUUUUUAUUUUUCUACUUUGAAUUGUAUACAUUUGGAAAGUACCCAAAUAAAUGAGAAGCUUCUAUCCUUGA